Molecule: messenger RNA, 6966 nt
Organism: Conger conger (European conger)
Lineage: Eukaryota; Metazoa; Chordata; Actinopteri; Anguilliformes; Congridae
Gene: abcc5
Product: ATP-binding cassette, sub-family C (CFTR/MRP), member 5
Exons: 29
Coding region: 1382-5674 (1430 amino acids)
Biological process (GO): transmembrane transport
Cellular component (GO): membrane
Molecular function (GO): ATP binding; ABC-type transporter activity; ATP hydrolysis activity
Source: RefSeq, a predicted model, not a curated record
UUUUCUCCAGCUUUAAUGGUUAUAUUUAAGGUGACAAAAGGGACAAGUCCAGUAGUUAGUGCAAGAAAAACGUUAGGUUUUAUUUAGAUGAAAUGUAGUCUAUGCUUGGUAAAAGACCAUAGAAAGGACUGCAAUGUCAAGCAAUCUGAAUAUUUAGCAGCAUUAUGUGCAUCCAAUUAAUAUAUCUUAAUAAUUGGUCCAAAAACUUAAUUCCCAUCGCAAGUUAAUUUGCAUGGCGCUGAUAGUUUGCAGGUGUAAGUCUUCGAUGUUACAGACUCUGAUAUGUACCCUACAUUUCCAAUGUAUUUUGUCAGGUAUUUGCAUCUUAGCUAGCUAGAUGAAUCUAUUCUAUCAUUUUAUAUUUGCACGAAUGCAGCAAUUUAAAAAUGCAUUGUUCAUCCUAAUAUUUGGACAUUGUGUAUGGGUAUGGAUAGCCUACUGUAGCAGGCUAUUUCAUUUUUGUCGUGUUCUUCCGUAAUUUAUUCGUGACUUUAGUCAUACAAUUGUGUAACUUUGUAUUUACUGGGUGUUCUGAAUAUGUUAAAACGUUUCUCAUCUGUAAAAAUUAAAGAAAAAAAAUAGGGGAAAAAAGCAUAUUUCACUGUUUGGAGGAAAAUGAAAUAGAUGAACGAAUAGCCAUAACGCAUCUCACUAGUUAUGUAAAGGUAUUAUCACACUGGUUAUAGCCUGCUCAAUAAAACGUUAUCUUGACCCAGUUUUAUAUUAAUUUAAUUCGUUAUUUAAUCUAGCUAACCAGAAGCCGAGAGCCUCUUGUCUCACGAAGUUGAUUAAAAAGAUGUUGCGAGCUACCCAACGAAGUUAGCAUCAUUGUUUCCCACUCUAUAGAAUGUUGCUAUACAAUGUAGGCUAUGUCGCUAGCUUACGUUACGUGCAAUUUAAAAAUGGCAAAAGCUUCCGAUAGUUGUCGCUAAAGGUAGGUUAUUGUGUUCUUUACAGCUGUGCGUUUAUGAAUGACAAUGUGAUGUUUUUGUUUGAACAAGUCAGUCGUCAUUAGAACAUCGUGAAUGCCCGCGUCAUACAGCCUACUCAAGCAACUGCUUUUUUAUCAUGUUUUAUUCUCAAUCUCUUGUUUAAACUUCCGGAACUCUCUGUACCUUUUUUUUUAUCGGUGUAUAGGAGGGAGGAGGUGUGGGCGAGCAGAGGAGUCUCGUUCCAUCUCUGACAUAGAAACAAACCGUAGUCCCAUGGAUAAUUUCAGAAAAAGAAAUCGUAUUGGCGUCAUACACAGCGCGUUCACUGGUGUGUUAGGGGGGUGUACAGAAAUGAAACGGGAAGGGAUGUUAAAGAACUAAGUCGUGACUAACAAAGAAGACAAACACUGAAGUGACACCAGUCAGCAGUCCCAUGUUGGUGAAAGAAGAUGAAAGAUCUUGAUGUGGGAAAGGACUACCUGCCAGUUAGCCCAGGGUACCGGGCUGUACCCAGCAGAGAUACCCCAUGCAGCUCAGACACUGACCCAUACCAACUCUCCAAGGUCCAGGAUGCCCUGGAGACCGCUGCUCGGGCAGAGGGGGGGCUGCCUUUGGAUGGGGGCGGGACCCCUCAUAUGAAGGAGCUGGAGGAGGAGGCGGUGCGAAGCAAGUACCACCACAGCAUGAGCGUGCUGAAGCCAUUCCGCUCCACCAGCAAGCACCAGCAUCCCGUGGACAAUGCUGGCCUUCUCUCCUUCAUGACCUUCAACUGGCUGACGUCACUGGCCAUCAAAGCCCACAAGAAGGGUCAGCUCUUCCUGGAGGACGUGUGGGCUGUGUCCGAGUGGGAGAGCUGCGAGACCAACCGACGGAGGCUGGCAGGGCUGUGGGAGGAGGAGUGUGAGGCUCAGGGGGACCAGGCCUCCCUGCAUCACGUGGUCUGGGCCUUCUGCCGGACUCGGCUGCUGCUAUCCAUCGUCUGCCUCAUGGUCACCCAGCUGGCUGGCUUCACUGGUCCAGCUUUUGUGGUAAAGAGGCUCCUGGAUUACACAGAGCAGGUCACACCGGACCUGUCCUACGGCCUGCUGCUGGUUCUGGGCCUGCUGGCCACUGAGCUCAUCCGCUCCUGGUCCCUGGCGCUCACCUGGGCCCUCAACUACCGGACCGGCACGCGGCUCCGCGGCGCCAUCCUCACCAUGGCCUUCCACAAGAUCCUGAGGCUCCGCAGCAUACGAGACAAGACUGUGGGGGAGCUGAUCAACAUGUGCUCGAGUGACGGGCAGCGGAUGUUUGAGGCGGCAGCAGUGGGCAGCCUGCUGGCAGGCGGGCCCCUCAUCGCUGUACUGGGCAUGGGCUACAACCUGGCCAUCCUGGGCCCCACCUCCCUGCUAGGGUCCGCGGUCUUCAUCCUCUUCUACCCUGCCAUGAUGUUCAGUUCCAGGCUGACGGCCUACUUCAGGAGGAAGGGCGUGGCCGUGACAGACAUGCGGGUGCAAAAGAUGAACGAGAUCCUCAACUAUAUCAAGUUCAUCAAGAUGUAUGCCUGGGUGAAGGCUUUCUCCCAGUCUGUGCGCAGAAUCCGUGAGGAAGAAGUAAAGAUCCUGGAGAAGACCGGGUAUUUCCAGAGCAUCACAGUGGGCGUGGCUCCCAUCGUCGUGGUGAUCGCCAGUGUGGCUACCUUCUCCUCCCACAUGCUGCUGGGAUAUGACCUCACUGCUGCCCAGGCGUUCACCGUAGUAACUGUCUUCAAUGCCAUGACCUUUGCACUCAAAGUCACACCCUUCUCAGUCAAGUCCUUGUCCGAGGCAUCGGUGGCCAUGGAGAGGUUCAAGAGUCUCUUUAUGAUGCCGGAGGUGGAAAUGAUCCGGCCCCCGCCACAGAGCCCCCUAGUGGCCAUAGAGAUUAGUAGCGCAAGUCUGGCCUGGGAGACAGGUGGCCACAGUGCCCAGCCCACACCCCGGGGCACGCCCUCCGUGGGCAUGGUCCAGAGGCACAGCCUCAGGCGGCACCGUGCCGCUGCCCGCGGGACAAAGGGAGGAGAGCAGUGCGCAAUCGAGGAGCAGACUGGUCAGCUGCUGACAGAGAGGGCCGGGGACAUGCCCUCCAGCCCUGAGGACGAGACCGCGCCCGUCCCAACCAUCAGCCAGCGCCUGCAGAGGACCCUGCACUGUAUCAACCUCACUGUGCCUCAGGGGAAACUGGUUGGAAUCUGCGGUAGUGUAGGAAGUGGGAAGUCGUCUCUAGUCUCUGCCAUCCUGGGUCAGAUGACCCUUCUGGAGGGCUCAGUGGCAGUGAGCGGAGACUUCGCCUAUGUGGCUCAACAGGCGUGGAUCCUCAACGCCUCUCUGCGGGAUAACAUCCUGUUUGGGAAGGAGUAUGAGGAAGAGAGGUACCAGCUGGUUUUGAGUGCUUGCUGUCUGAGACCGGACCUGGCCAUCUUGCCCAAUGCUGACCUGACUGAGAUCGGUGAGCGUGGAGCCAACCUGAGUGGCGGUCAGCGGCAGCGCAUCAGCCUGGCCCGUGCCCUGUACAGCGACAAGAGCACCUACGUCCUGGACGACCCGCUCAGCGCCCUCGAUGCUCAUGUGGGCAACCACGUCUUCAACAAUGCCAUCAAGAAGCAGCUGCGACACAAGACCGUCAUCUUCGUCACUCACCAGCUGCAGUACCUUGUGGACUGUGAUGAUGUUAUUUUCAUGAGAGACGGCAGCAUUACAGAGCAGGGCAGUCAUGAGGACCUGAUGUCCCUUAACGGAGAUUACGCUGCCAUGUUCAACAACCUGCAGUUAGGAGAGGCUCCCUACAUCGAGGUGACCAACAAGAACUCUGGGAACUCUUUGAAGAAGCCUCCAGAGAAGACCAAGGCAGGAUCCAUAAAGAAGGACAAGCCUGCCGACAAAGAUACCAACGGCCAGCUGGUGCAGGUCGAGGACCGUGGGCAAGGCUCUGUCCCCUGGUCAGUGUACAGUGUGUAUAUCCAGGCUUUGGGCGGAGUGACGGUCUUCCUCCUCAUCCUGUUGCUCUUCAUUCUCAAUAUGGGCAGUGCUGCUUUCAGCAACUGGUGGCUCAGCUACUGGAUCAAGGAAGGAAGUGGGAACACCACAGUGUGGGUUGGGAACACCUCCGUGUUGAGUGACAGCAUGCGGGACAACCCCCUAAUGCAGCACUACGCCGGCGUCUAUGCACUCUCCAUGGGCAUCAUGCUGCUCCUCAAACUUGUGCGGGGAAUUGCCUUCGUCAAGGGAACACUGAGGGCCUCUUCUCAGCUCCAUGAGCAGCUUUUCCAGAAAAUUCUGCGGAGCCCCAUGAAGUUUUUCGACACCACACCUACUGGCCGCAUACUCAACAGAUUCUCCAGGGACAUGGAUGAAGUGGACACAAGGCUGCCUUUUCAAGCGGAGAUGUUCAUCCAGAACGUAAUUCUCGUCUUCUUCUGCCUGGGAGUGAUCGCCUGCGUCUUCCCGUGGUUCCUGGUGGCGGUGGGGCCCCUGGUCGUGCUCUUCACUCUGCUCCACAUGGUUUCGCGCGUCUUCAUCCGUGAGCUCAAGCGCUUGGACAACAUCACACAGUCGCCCUUCCUCUCCCACAUCACCUCCAGCAUCCAGGGCCUCACCACCAUCCACGCCUAUGGCAAGGGGGAGGAGUUUCUCUACAGAUACCAGGAGCUGCUGGAUCAGAACCAGGCCCCGUUCUACCUGUUCAGUUGUGCGAUGCGCUGGCUGGCGGUCCGUCUGGAUGUGAUCAGCGUGGCUCUGAUCAGCAUUACAGGGCUCAUGAUCGUCCUGAUGCACGGGCAGAUCGCGCCUGCAUAUGCCGGGCUUGCCAUCUCCUAUGCUGUGCAGCUGACCGGUUUGUUCCAGUUCACGGUGCGUCUGGCUUCUGAGACGGAGGCCCGCUUCACUUCUGUGGAGAGAAUUCACCACUACAUCCAGUCUCUGGCCCUGGAGGCCCCUGCCAGAAUCAAGAACAAGGCCCCCCCUCCGGACUGGCCCCAGGAGGGGGAGGUGGUGUUCGAUGGCACGGAGAUGAGGUACCGGGAGAACCUGCCGCUGGUUCUGAAGAAGGUGUCUUGUACCAUCCGGCCCAAAGAGAAGGUUGGCAUCGUGGGCCGCACUGGAUCAGGGAAGUCCUCUCUGGGUGUGGUGCUCUUUCGCCUCGUGGAGCCCUGUGGCGGCUCCAUCCAAAUCGACGGUGUCAACAUCUGUGACAUCGGCCUGGCUGACCUGCGCAGCAAGCUGUCGAUCAUCCCGCAGGAGCCAGUGCUGUUCAGCGGCACAGUCAGAUCCAACCUCGACCCCUUCAACCAGUAUGCCGAGGAGCUCGUCUGGGACGUGCUGGAACGGACGCACAUGAAGGACUGUGUAUCCCAGCUGCCUCUGAAGCUGGAGUCGGAGGUGGUGGAGAAUGGAGAGAACUUCUCCGUUGGAGAGAGACAGCUGCUCUGUGUGGCCCGGGCCUUGCUCAGACAGUGCAAGAUUCUGAUCCUGGAUGAGGCGACGGCUGCCAUGGACUCGGAGACGGACUCGCUGAUCCAGGAGACGAUCCGCAGCGCCUUCCAGGACUGCACCACCCUCACCAUCGCACACCGGCUGCAGACCGUGCUCAACUGUGACCGCAUCAUGGUGCUCGUCCAGGGACAGGUGGUGGAGUUCGACGAGCCAUCCAGACUGCUGGCCAAUGAGAACUCUAGAUUCUGCGCCAUGCUGGCGGCCGUGGAGAACAAGGUCUCUGUGAGGGGCUAGAGAGACGGGAGGGACCGUGAGCGAGCGCGAGGCAGAGCCACACUCGGGAGCGGCGAUGACACCCCCCCCCCCCCCCAACAGACACGUCUCACCAUGCUUUGUCUAGGCCAUGCCCCCCUUCCUGCAGUCCUGCAGUUCUCUCUGCUGCCUGCUGGGGGUGUUAUGUUGAGCUCUGUUGGGCCGGGGACCUGAGCAGGGCUGUCCUGGGGAGGAGCCUGCUCAGAAAUCACUCUCAGCCUAAUGGUCAGGAAGCCACUGAUACUGUAACAGUGUUUUUGAGUAAUAUUAAAAGAAGCUUUACAUGUGUAGCUGUAUUCAUUUAAGCAGGUCUAUUUCAUAGUAUAUAUAUAUAUGUAUAUAUAUAUAUAUAUAUAUAUAUAUAUAUAUAUAUAUAUAUAUAUAUGUGUAUAUAUAAUAUACAUAUAUACCUAUAUUUACAGUGCAAAGGAUGUAUGCUAAGCUUAUUUUGUACUGUUUAUACAACAUCUGUGUAUAACGUAUUCUGUAAUUUCAAUUGUGGUUUGGUCCGUCACCAUAGUGUGACCUCCCGGGGUUUAGAAAAUUGGCACUGUUCAGAACUCUGUAACACCGUCAUCAGAUGACUGACGUGCCGGACCCAGGUCGGUCUGAUUGGCUUGCACGCCCAAGAAGGCGUGGCCGGGGUCAGGUUAGGCUGGCAGUGAGCAGGAGGGAGCUUCACUGAGUCUCCUCUCAGUGCGUCUCCACUCCAUGCCCUGAGGCGACGGUCUUCCCCCUGAUGGUAUCACCCCCAACUAAGAGGCCUUGUGUGUUUACAGCCCGUUUCCGUUGACUGUGUUCAUUCCAUCAGUGUGUCUUUUUUAACGACCUUUUGAAAUAAUGGGUCAUUUCCCAGCCCUCAUGCCCUUGCACAGAGUGGCCCUGUAGCUGCUCGGUAGCUCCCUCUGCUGGUGGGAGAAUCUGUGACUGUCACAAGCUGUCUUUCCUCUCCAGUUUAAACUGCAAAAGAAUGAAGGUGUUCUCGGUCUGUGCGUGCAUGUGUGUGCGCAUGUGGUGUAAUAUCAGAACUGCACAAAUAUAAACUGCUGUAAGCCUACUUGAUGUGGGCUCUGACCGUAACUUGCAGUGUUGAUCAGGCCCAAAUUAGUACUGUAAUGUCAAUGGCUUACCAACAGGCCUUUAUGAAUGUGUCUGCCUGCUAUUUUUAUUACUUUUUAUAGCCUUAGCAUGAUGUAAUUAUUGCCUUUUGAGAGGGGGUGAGAGAAAGACGGAGAAAAAUCUAUGAAAUAUGUUAAUAAACUAUUUUAGGUUUA